AUGCCCUUCGUUCAAUUCACGCUACCCUCUGACAAUCAACACGACAUCGAUCCAGCCUGGUUCGACAAACAGAAACAACGCUUUGUAGAGAAGAACAACCCGACUCUUCGCAAUUGGCUCAUCGAGCAGGUGGACGCUCUCAAAGCUUUUCAUGAUGGCGACUUGAGUGCGGACGCAGCUGCAGCUAUUAUGAGACACCCCAUCUCUACCUCAUCUGUACCCGACUUGGGAAGUUACUCCGACGAAGCUAAGGGAGUUGACGAAGCAGAGCUCGCCUUGGCAAGACGCCUGUAUCUGAGAAUCAGAGACCUCGAAGCGCAGUUGAUAGCGAAGCGUGUCAUAGGCUUGGGCAUGAGAAGAAACCAGUACAUCAUCCUAGCUCUCGAGAAGAACAUCGACGAUAGCGACAGGCAAAUCGCCACCAACGAGGCCACAGCCUACGAACAAGUCAAGCUUGACUUCCACAUUCCUGCCAUCUCUUUCUUGUUCAAACAUGAUGCCCGCGAUAUAUACGAUCGUGUUGUCCGCGACGAACUCAGAGAUUGGGCACCAGCUCAACUGCUGCCAGAGAGCGCUGGUCUUUCUGGAAACGACGAUUGGAUGAGUUGGCUCAAGGGAAGGAAGGUGGUGAUGUAG
Aureobasidium musti is the source of this 636-nucleotide messenger RNA. The record is from the annotation of a GenBank genome assembly. Lineage: Eukaryota; Fungi; Ascomycota; Dothideomycetes; Dothideales; Saccotheciaceae.